AUUAACAUAAUUAAUUUAAUUAAAAAUGUGUUAAUUUCCAAUAUUGGAAAAUUGUUGCGAUUUUGCGGAAAAACAUAUUAAUGUUAAUUAAGUAAACACGUCCGAGGCGUCCUUCAGUUGUUUAUUACAUCUUGACCUUAUCUUAUUCAGUCACCGGUGAACUUGCAUCGAAAAAACUCAAAAUGAAGCAUUUUAUGUUUGCUUUCUUCGUAUUUCUUUUCGUUCGUUUGAUGACAUCUUCAGUUUGCAACAAAGAAUUUGAAGAAACAUUUUGUGAAAACUACACAUUUUACCCCAAUCUAACAUUAAACAGUGCUGCCACCCACAGAGUGACAAUUCGUAACGCUAAAGGUUCGAUACUACCCGAAAAUUUUGCAAAACUUUUCCAAGUAACAGAGCUUAAAAUAAGCGAAAGUCAGAUAACAAGUGUAACAGCCGGAGCUUUGUGUUCUCUCCUUCCUAACUUGACUUCGAUCACAAUUUCAAACAAUCGUCAAUUUCCGAAAAUCACCAAAGAAGUUUUCCAGGGAUGUCAAAACAUUAAACGAAUCAUUUUAGACGACCUUCAAAUGGAGAAUAACGCACUGAUUGAUGCUUUAGAACUUCAGGCAUUGACACUAAACAAUACGAUUUUCCCGCCACGUUUGGAAGGUCUGGACUCGGUGAAAUCUCUAACUGUGCAACACUCAAACUAUACAAUAAUCGAAAAAGACUUGUUUAUACAUUUGAAGAGUUUGAAAUUUUUGGAUUUACAAUAUAAUAAAAUUCGAACUAUAGUACCGGGAAGUUUUGAGCAGCUGAGCCAACUGAAAGUAUUAAAUUUGGCCGACAACGAAUUAGAUUUGACAUGGAAUGAGUUUGAUGGAUUGAAAUCGUUAAAAGUCUUGUUUUUGGAACGCAACAAAUUUACUAAAGUUAAUGUGACAAAGUUGGUAGCAAGUCUUCCGAAUUUGGAGCGAAUUUUCUUCAGUCCCGACCAACUAGAGACGAAAAAUCGCAAAGAAAUCGAAGACAUUUUUCCCAAAUUGAAUAUCACGUUUAUUUACGGUUUUAGUAAAUAAAUCUAUAAUUAUGUACUAAUUUUUUCAUUUUCUUUCGUUGUUGAAAAUUCUGAAAACUCAAAAAAUGCGCUGAAUCGGAUGUUUUAUUUCAAAAAUUAAAAUUCUAGUGUUUUUCAUUUUCACUCUUAUUGCCAACAUAAGAGUUUGACAUUUGUUAGUGGCAAAAACUUUGUUGUGAAGGUUAAAACGUGUAAACAGUUCUAAAAUUUUAAUUUGGAUAAAAUCAUGGCUAAAGAAGAAGAAGACGAUAAAUUACCAGAUCAAGAUGCUGCAAAAGAGUUUUAUGCAAAAUAUGAACCAAAGGAAAUUCUUGGAAGAGGAAUAAGUUCGACCGUUCGCCGAUGUAUUGAAAAAGAAACGGGUAAAGCGUUUGCGGCAAAAAUAAUCGAUUUAAGCAAUGAUAACAACAGUGAAGGUGUCUCAGCUAAAGAGGCAACGAAGCAAGAAGUUGCCAUUUUGCGUCACGUGGCCGGCCAUUCGUACAUUAUUGAAUUACAAGACGUUUUUGAAUCACCCACGUUCAUAUUUUUGGUUUUUGAAUUGUGCAAAAACGGUGAAUUGUUUGAUUAUCUCACCUCAGUGGUGACUUUGUCAGAGAAAAAAACAAGGUAUAUAAUGCGGCAGGUGUUGGAAGGAGUGGCGCAUAUACACGCUAGAAAUAUAGUCCAUAGAGACCUUAAACCGGAAAAUAUCCUUCUUGACGAUAAUCUCAACGUAAAAAUUACCGAUUUUGGUUUUGCAAAAAAAUUAGCAGAGGGAGAAUUGGUUCAUGAAUUGUGUGGAACUCCGGGUUAUUUAGCACCGGAAACUUUAAAGUGUAGCAUGUUUGAAGACGCUCCCGGCUAUUCGUAUGAAGUUGACGUGUGGGCUUGUGGUGUCAUUAUGUACACACUUUUAGUAGGUUGUCCCCCGUUUUGGCACCGCAAACAAAUGGUCAUGUUGCGUAACAUAAUGGAGGGGAAGUACUCGUUUUCCUCGCCCGAAUGGGCCGAUAUUUCAGAGGAACCAAAGGAUUUGAUUCGACGUUUACUAGUAGUCGACCCGAAACAACGCAUUUCAAUUGAUGACGCGUUAAGGCAUCCGUUCUUCCAUACGAUGAAAUUACAUCAUCGUAAGUUUCAAGCCCGACAAAAAUUCCAAUGGGCCAUUUUGGUGGUUAGGGCAAUGAUACGUUUACAACGAUUGAAGUUUACACCGGAACCUUUGAGUUUGGAUACGGCUAGGACCGAUCCAUAUCGUGUUAAACUUUUGAGAAAAAUUGUUGAUGGUUGUGCGUUUCGAGUUUAUGGACAUUGGGUGAAAAAAGGCGAAGGGCAAAACAGAGCCGCCCUUUUUGAAAAUAUACCAAAAACCGAAUUGAAACAUAUCUACGUCACCAAUUUAAGCCGAUAACAAAUCGGCUUCUGUUUAGUUUCAAUUUAGACUAAUUAAUAACUCGUUUGUGAUAAUUUUUAAUUUACGUCCUUAGGAAAUGUGUUUGGUUUCUUGCUGUUUUUAUGUACAUCAUAAAUCUGUAUUAUCAAUAAAUUAGAGAAAAGAA
Molecule: messenger RNA, 2601 nt
Organism: Tribolium castaneum (red flour beetle)
Lineage: Eukaryota; Metazoa; Arthropoda; Insecta; Coleoptera; Tenebrionidae
Gene: PhKgamma
Product: Phosphorylase kinase gamma
Exons: 8
Coding region: 1287-2453 (388 amino acids)
Biological process (GO): protein phosphorylation; glycogen biosynthetic process
Cellular component (GO): phosphorylase kinase complex
Molecular function (GO): ATP binding; phosphorylase kinase activity; calmodulin binding
Source: RefSeq, a predicted model, not a curated record